Engraulis encrasicolus (European anchovy) is the source of this 1474-nucleotide messenger RNA. RefSeq lists its product as uncharacterized. NCBI's taxonomy places the organism in Eukaryota, Metazoa, Chordata, Actinopteri, Clupeiformes, Engraulidae. The coding region runs from base 226 to 1038 and encodes 270 amino acids. The transcript has 2 exons. The record is from RefSeq and is a predicted model, not a curated record.
CACAGAUGCACAAACUUUCCAGAAUUGCAAGAAAAUGGCUGGAACUGGGACCAGCUGCUGCCAUACCUGCUGUUCGCCGUGAGAGAGGUACCCCAAUCUUCUACUGGCUUCUCGCCUUUUGAACUUUUGUUGUCUUACAGACCCAGAGGACUACUGGACAUUGCGAAGGAGGCUUGGGAAGAGCAACCCUGCAGGCAGAGGACCCUAAUCGAACAUGUCGGCGCCAUGAAGGACAGAAUGAGGGCCAUUUACCCGAUAGUUCGGGAACACAUGGAAACUGCUCAACGGCAACAGCAGGCCUCCUACAAUCGACCUACCCAACCAAGAGAGUUCAAGCCAGGGGACAGAGUGCUCGUCCUAGUCCCGACUGUCGAGUGUAAGUUCCUGGCAAGCUGGCAAGGACCGUAUGAGGUCAUCGAGCGAGUAGGAGAGGUAAAUUAUAAGGUGAGACAGCCUGAUAAAAGAAAAACAGAGCAAAUUUAUCACGUUAACCUCUUGAAACAAUGGCACGCCAGGGAGGCGUUAUUCUGUUGUCUGCCCCAAACAGAGUCCAAAGCACCCGCCAGAGAAGAGGUUCAAGUGGGACCAGGUCUGUCCCCACAUCAGCGGCAGAGAACACUAGAGCUAGUGGACCGCAACAGAGAUGUCUUCUCCUCACUCCCGGGACACACAGAGGUGGUCCAACACGAGAUCCGGACCGUGCCUGGCCGCACAGUGACUCAGCGUCCAUACCGGGUGCCGGAAGCACGCAGGGUGGCCAUCGAGCAGGAGGUGGAAAAGAUGCUAGAGCUGGGAGUCAUUGAAAACUCCAAAAGUGCCUGGGCAAGCCCCAUCGUCCUGGUCCCCAAACCAGACGGGUUACUGGCAGGUGCCCCUGUCCCCCGCAUCGAAGGAGAAGACCGCGUUUGCCACACCAGAAGGGCUCUACCAAUACACACGGCUCCCGUUUGGUCUGCACGGGGCACCGGCCACGUUCCAGCGCUUGAUGGACCGGGUCCUUGCUCCCCACAAAAGGUAUGCGGCUGCAUUUUUAGAUGACGUUGUGAUUCAAAGCCCAGACUGGGAAAGUCAUUUACCCCGUGUACAAGCUGUGCUUGAUUCCCUUAGAGAUGCAGGUCUCACAGCAAAUCCAAAAAAAUGCAGGCUGGCCUUCAGCGAAACGAAUUACCUGGGCUACACUGUUGGCCGAGGACUGGUCAAGCCACAGCAAGCGAAGCUGCAGGCCAUACGGGAUUGGCCACGGCCUCUCACAAAGAAGCAGGUGAGGUCUUUUCUGGGACUAGCCGGCUAUUACCGCCGUUUCAUUGCAAAUUUUGCCUCCAUUGCUGCACCUCUGACAGAUCUAACAACCAAGCGACACUCCAGAAUGGUGAAAUGGAACCCCGCUGCAGAGACCGCCUUCAUCAACCUGAAGCAGGCCCUCUGUUCCAGUCCAGUUCUGGUGGCACCAGAUUUCCAGAGGGAGUUUGUUGUU